UCCGUUUUCUAUGGUUUGUCUCCUUGUUGCUUCAGGACUGGAGCCUUCUUAGGCUGACUGGAUAAGGACUCCAAAAGUGCGAAGUGACUAGAUGGGUGCCAAGGUGACGGACAGCUAGGGAACGGAGAGUGGUCCUGUGAUUAGGAAUGCCUGCGCAAAUACUGAGACCGGAGAUGAUGGAUGAAGAUCAGUUAAUGAAAGAAGUCUUGGAUAAGUUUGUUAAUUGUCCUGAGCAAACAUAUGAAGAGUUUCUGAGCACUUUUACUCAUCUUUCAAAAGAGGAUAAUGUGGCCAAAGGGGGAGCACAUGGAACUGAUUCAUCAGAAAAUAUAUUUACUGCUGAAAAAUUGACCCAUAGAAAUGAAUCAAAUGGUCAUCAUCUUAGAAAUACAGCCAUCUUUCCUCAUACUUCAUCUGAAUGCUCAGAAGAUGACCAGAUAGUGAUUGAUGAAGGCCAGCAAGUUGGCAGCUUCCUUCAAGGUGAUAUGACCCGGGCUGGAAAGGUGAAGGUAGACAACUUCCUAGACUUAGAAGAUUUGGACAUGGAGGAAGAGAGUGAGCCCCAGAUGAACAAGGAUUGGCUGCUCCUCCCAGGUGAAGUGGAACAGGGUAUAAACGCCAGUGUUCCUGCUUAUGUUCCUUCUGUGGACCUGCCUCUCACUUCUGAGGUGAAGCAGAAGCCCGCCAUGGGAAGAACUCUGAAGCACACGGAAGAGAUAUUUGGAGAUGAAGUGCAACCCUUCUUUCUUGAUGAAGAAUUUGAUUAUGACAACGUGACUCUCACUCCCAAGUUCACUGCUGGAGAGUUAGCAACCAUCCAAGAGCGGGCCAAGCAGAAGAGAAUGGAUACCAAUACAGACUUUUCAGGACACAAAGUAACCAAGACUGAAGAUAUCACUUCCACUUCUGAAUUCUCUUCCGUCCCAUUGCUGUGUCCUGUGAUUGGUUGGGAAGAUGGGAGAGGGAAAUGGAGAGGGAGAGGCUGCUGAAUCUGCGUUUGAUGAGGGCACUGUACCAGGGUAUGUGUGUGUAGUACUGAAGCCUGGGAAUAUGAACCCAUCUUAUUAGAGGUGAAGGACAAUCACACAUUCCAAACAUUAUUAUAAUGAAUAGAAUCACUUAUAUAUGUAGGUCUUUGGUCCCAUGUGUCCAGAUAGUACCGGAGAUGUUGGUAUUUAUCCGUGUGGUUGUUGAGAGAUUAAGCAUCAUUGAAAAGGAAGGCACUGAAGAACUGAUUUUAAUGCUAUGCAUGGAGUUCUGGGAUUAAAAACUGUACCAUUAAUCCAUGUAUGAUGGCUGCAAAGGACAGUGAGUGAUCUAUGUCUCCAGAAGUUUAGGCUUGGAAAAGCAGAGCAACUUGAGAAUGUGAAAUGACAUCAUGGCAGCUGGUGAGAGGGCCCCACACAGGUGCUUGCUGGGCAAGCUGAUGACCUUAGCUCUGUCCCUGGAGCCAUGUAAAGCAGAAGGACAGAAAUGACUCCAUAAUGCUGUCCCCUGACUUCCAUGUGGGUACCAGAGAAUGCACACCCAUACACACCCUUCCCCCCACUAGUAAUAAAUGAAAAUAAAUGGAGUAGUAUGUUAUGGAGUAGUAGUUAUAACUGCAGACAGUUGCCAAGGGAAUGAGUAGGGAUGGAUGAAGAGGAGAGGAUGAGGUAGGUAUGUAUGGAAUGUUUAUUAUUGAAGAAAUCAGUAACAAAUGGACUUGGUAUCUUUUCUAAGUAGACUUUAUGUUUUAGCCUAGUCUUAGGAAGUGUAGAGUUGCCAUACAUUCCCUUUCUCCGCUCCCCCAUGGUUAACACUACACACCACGGAGGAUAUUUGCUGCUGCUUUGUUUGGCUCUUUGCUAUUGUUCUUUUUCUUCUCCUGUGAUAUGAACACUUCACAUGAGAGCCAGCAUCUUAAAUGCUUGGGCACACAACACAGUUGAAUGUUACAAACCAUACACAAUAUUGUGGCAGCUCUCUAGGACUUGCCCACAUGCUGUUGAAGUCACACUCACUCCUCUCCACAGCUUCUGACAGUAGCUGCUUUCUGCUUCUGAGUUUGACUGUUAGAGACACCCCAUGGAAGUGGAGAUGCAAUGCCUGCCCUUUAGUGACUCGCUUAUUUCACUUACUACAGUGUUCUCUGGGUUCAUUCACAUGGUCCUGUAAGGCAGGAUUUGUUCCUUUUAAAGGCUGCGUAGUAUUGCAUUAUAUACAUAUACCACUCUAUUCAUCAGUCUGAACAUUUAAGUUGUUUCUAUAUCUUAAAUGUUCUUGUGAACAUUUAGGUUGUUUCUAUAUCCUGUUUCUAUAUCCUGGUUCAUGCUGCAGUUGUGCUUCUAUAUGUAUGAGGAGUUGUGUGUGUAUAUAUUCAUAAAAAUGCUGUUUAUAGUCUGUACAAAAGAAUUCUCUCAAUUUCA
This is a messenger RNA of Peromyscus californicus insignis, 2408 nucleotides long. RefSeq names its product intraflagellar transport associated protein (gene Iftap). The transcript is spliced from 8 exons. Bases 147 to 989 code for a protein of 280 amino acids. The record is from RefSeq and is a predicted model, not a curated record. Gene Ontology annotation, molecular function: intraciliary transport particle A binding. Gene Ontology annotation, cellular component: 9+0 non-motile cilium; cytosol. Gene Ontology annotation, biological process: spermatogenesis; acrosome reaction. NCBI's taxonomy places the organism in Eukaryota, Metazoa, Chordata, Mammalia, Rodentia, Cricetidae.